AUGGCACACGCAGCCAACAUUAGCGCGUUGACGGACCAGCUAAUCACAGCAGUCACAAAAUCCCCAGACAAAAAGAAUACAUCGCGUUCUAAGAAUCUCAAACGCCGUAUCGAGGAAACGUUCAAGGCUAGCCAGUAUGGACGGACGGAUCAGUUUGCAGUUGCGAAACAGCUGGAGGGACUGCAGGAGAAAUUCCGAGUCCUGAACAGAGAUGAGCUGGCGACGGACCUGCGUUCAUCUCUGAUCGAACUGGACAACUACCGGAGUCCAUGGUUUCCGGAGAUCUUAUCUCUAUUCCUGCAGCUCUCGGACCGUCCGGUUCUGCAACCGCAACGAGAUAAAACCGUGACGCAGAAGCCCGUACAAGUCGAGGAAUCGCUUUCUUGGUCCGAAGCAGACCGUGCUGGGACCGCAUACUGUGAUGAGGAGGAUAUCUGGGAAGACGUAGACUUUCGUGCUGGAUCUUCGGAAGAUGACGUCUCAUCGGUGUCCAGCGAAAUUUCCGUCCCCCGCAUAUUGCCCCAAGAGUCGAUAGCAUUGGAUGAGGAGUAUGUGAUUCCUGAUGAGGUAUUCAUACCAGAAGAAGAUGGAGGCGUACUCGUCACCAUCAAAGACGUCCAGUUCUGGAAGCCUGAAAAUAAUACGGCACUAUCUCCUAAGGAAAACUAUUCUUGCCCUGUUACUGAACUUCAGAUUGUGAGGGAGACUAUCUUCAUGCUGCAAGGCCUCCCCACGUCUCUGUUCUGGCGUUCCGCCGACAGCGUCGAGGUAGAUCGCACAUAUGCGCUUGCGCAUUCCUCAAACGAAACACUGUCAUGUUUACUACGGUCAUUUAGCACCAUAGGAGCCCAGAUCGAUAUCUUGAGGCGAUUCAUCACAAUCCCGCAAACAGUCGCCUAUGUUCAAAGUUUCAUUCGGGGCAUUGAAGAUCUUUUACAAAAGUUCGACGCUUUCUUGUCAAAAGCUCAGACACAAUAUCUAACACCGACUUGGACAGCCGCAGUAAGCUUACUAGAGCUGUUGGAAGUUGUCAGACGCGAGUCACGAGUCCUUCUGAGCUUAGCGGGUCUUGUAUCCACCAUCAGCCAUGAUGUGCAGACUCAGUCCGUACAGUGCCUUGAUCUAUUGUACGACCUGGUAUGCAUGACACAAGCUGUUGGCGAUGACAAUGAAUUCAAGUCGCUUGCAGAACUAUUCUUUUUCUGCUUCAAAUCUUAUAUACGCCCGAUCCUGCUCUGGACGGAAACGGGACAUUUGGACUCUGUGGAAGAAACUUUCUUUAUCCUAGAGAACGGCCAAGAUCGCGAUCUACGAACUCUCUGGCAUGAUUGGUAUACGCUGGAUGAGACUUCUAAGCUACCGAAUGCUCCUAAAUUCCUCCACCAAGUUGCUCACAAGAUCUUUACUACCGGCAAAAGCAUGGUUUUUUUGCGCCAUUUGGAGGCCAUUCCAACAGACAUAGAUCGUCUCAGCAAAAGUACACUUACCUUUGGAGAUCUAUACCCUCACCAUUCCUCAUCGUCGUUUACUCUGCCGUUCUCCGUGCAACUGGAAUCGGCAUUCGAAAAAUUGAUCGGCGCAAACCACUCAGUUACCUCAGACUGGCUACAAGCAGUACUCGACCAGCAAUGUGGAUUAUGGACCUCCCUCCAAGCCCUGGAUUACAUCUACCUCUGUAAAGACAUGAGCAUCACAGGGAGCAUCGACUACAAGAUCUUCGAAUCAAUCGAUCGAGGAAAAGGCGCCUGGAAUGACCGUUUCUUACUCACAGAACUCGCGCAGCACGCACUCAGCGCUUUACCCCUGGUCGACCCAUCCAGGGUCAUAGUCCGAUCUUCCAAGGUCUCACCACAAGACCCUGACGUCCAAAGCAAGUCCGUGAAGAUGCUGAACGUGCUAUCAUUCGAUUACAUUCUUCCCUGGCCCGUGGCCAACGUCAUCACAAAAGACGCCAUUUCCACAUAUCAACGCAUCUCCACGUUUCUCAUGCAGAUCCGCAGAGCUCAAUACGUGACCGUGAAACAACGUCUCCAGUACCCCAGCAAUUCUACAGAAAAGAACCCCGAUAGAACGCACGUGUUAGGCUACGCUGUCCGACAUAGCAUGCUCUGGUUCCUGAACACCCUUUACGGCCAUAUUGUUGAUGUGGUUAUAUCGACUACGACGAGCGCAAUGCGGAAGGAGCUUUCUUCGUCGAAGGACAUUGAUGCUAUGAUCGCUGUUCAUCGCGCUUAUAUUUCGUCGAUGGAAGAUCAGUGCUUGCUAUCGAGAAACCUCGUUCCGCUGCAUGAGGCUAUUAUCAACACUCUAGACCUGUGCGUCCGCUUCGCGGAUUUACAAGCGGUGUAUUACGGUGAUAACCAACUCGACCAAAUGCAGAGCAGCAAGUCUUUCCGGAAACAGCACGAUGAGGAGCAGAGCGACUCCGACUCCGACGAGGAUGAAGAUGACGAGUUCGACCAAGGAAACACGACCCGCACCAUCCCCACACAAGGUGCAUCAUAUCCGCAGCAGAUACGAUCUUUGAAGAAUGAAUUCGAUCGGUCUGUUGGCUUCCUCACGGCUGGGCUGAAGAGUGUGGGACGUGUUGAUGGACAGCCUAGUUGGGAGAUACUGGCGGAGAAGUUGGAGUGGAGGAAGGAGCGUGAAGCAUUUUAA
Molecule: messenger RNA, 2658 nt
Organism: Aspergillus chevalieri
Lineage: Eukaryota; Fungi; Ascomycota; Eurotiomycetes; Eurotiales; Aspergillaceae
Product: putative gamma-tubulin complex component GCP5
Exons: 1
Coding region: 1-2658 (885 amino acids)
Biological process (GO): spindle assembly; meiotic cell cycle; mitotic cell cycle
Cellular component (GO): equatorial microtubule organizing center; centrosome; gamma-tubulin complex
Molecular function (GO): gamma-tubulin binding; microtubule minus-end binding
Source: RefSeq, a predicted model, not a curated record